AUGAGUUUUGUUUUCCGAGGAACUCGAGCUGAUAUCGAAAAUGGCUUCCCUGGUUUUGUCCCUGAACGCCGGGCACUGCGUCUUCAUGCAACCCGGCCUGUUAAUUCCAAUUCACUUGUUUUUCUUGUCACAGUUCUCUUGCUAUUCAUGGUAUUGAACUCGCACCAAAUGUCACCUAAUUUCCUGCUUUGGCUAGUGCUUGGUGUAUUUUUGAUGGCGACUACCUUGAGGAUGUAUGCGACUUGUCAACAACUUCAAGCUCAGGCACAAGCCCAUGCUGCAAUGGCCAGUGGUCUUCUUGGUCAUACUGAGCUGCGGUUGCAUAUGCCACCAUCUAUAGGGCUUGCUACUAGAGGGCGUUUGCAAGGACUCAGGCUUCAGCUUGCGCUUCUUGAUCGAGAAUUUGAUGACCUAGACUAUGAGACUUUGAGAGCACUGGAUGGUGAUAAUGUUCCCAGUGGCACUUCAAUGAGUGAGGAAGAGAUAAAUGCCCUUCCAGUUCACAAGUACAAGGUCACUGCUCCUCUAAAUGGUGCCUCUUCAAUGCAGCAAGCCUCUUCUUCUGUCUCGGUGGAGCAAAAGAAGCAAGAUACAGGCAAUGCUAUUGGGAGCAUGCACUCUUCGGAUGAUGGGCUAACUUGCAGUGUGUGCUUGGAGCAAGUUAUCAUGGGAGAAGUGAUCCGUACCUUGCCAUGUUUACAUCAGUUCCAUGCGAAUUGCAUUGAUCCAUGGCUACGGCAGCAGGGAACAUGCCCUGUCUGUAAAUAUAGGGCAGGAUGUGGGUGGAAUGGCAAUGGACAAGGUGGACUCGAUGCUUCUUACAUGGUUUAG
Dovyalis caffra is the source of this 831-nucleotide messenger RNA. NCBI's taxonomy places the organism in Eukaryota, Viridiplantae, Streptophyta, Magnoliopsida, Malpighiales, Salicaceae. The record is from the annotation of a GenBank genome assembly.